Paramecium octaurelia is the source of this 227-nucleotide messenger RNA. NCBI's taxonomy places the organism in Eukaryota, Ciliophora, Oligohymenophorea, Peniculida, Parameciidae. The record is from the annotation of a GenBank genome assembly.
UUUCAUUUUUAUGAUUAAGUUCUAUGGAAUUUAGAAGACCCAAGGUAUAUGAAGAAUUAACUUAGUAAUACAAUACUCAUACCUUAGUUGCUUUUAGGAAUUUAGCGAGUACUUCGACUAAUUAUUCCAUCCUACUUAAUAAUAAGAAAUUCAUCAUUAAAUUCUAGUUUCUUUAUGAUCUUAUUUUUUUUAAUUUCCUCUUUGCUUUAUUUGGGUGAGUUUUACUU